AUGUUUAGAUUAAUAAACACUUCACAAGGGUUACGUCCCUCAUUAAUUCUGAAGAUUAAACUAGCCAAAAAUGGUUCGCCAACAGCUUCAUCGCUAUCAACAACAACAACAACACAACCAUCUACUUCAUUAGACUCAAAACUAUUCUUUAGAAACAACUCCACUGCUUCUACUACAGCUAGUACUAUACUGUCUUCAUUUCAAGACAAGCCCCUUACUAAUGAAUUUAAAGAGAAAUUCCCAUAUUAUGAACAUAAAUAUCAUCAACCAAACUAUAUCAAUCGUUGGAGUCCCAGAGACAGCUCUUCUUACAAAGAUAUUGAAGAAAUUUCAAAUCUAAUUCAAGAUGAAAAGUUUAGACUGCUGAUGGCUGAAAAAGAUUUGUACCGAUAUGUUGCAAAUUUAUAUAGCGCCACCAUAACUCUGAGAAAAACUAGAUUGGGAAAUUCAAGAAAUAGAGAUAAAGAUCAAGCCAGUGCUUUUAAAGAAGAUGUCAUUUAUCAAACAGCAAUAUUGAACUUGACGGAACUAGUAGCAGCUGGAGAUUUCAACAAUGUUUUGUCAAGUCGUAUAUUGUUUAAAAUAUUUGGAACUUUAUUACAAUUUAAAUUGAAUACUGAAAUUAUGAGUUUAUGGGAAAAUGGAGUUAGUCAAUCAGAAAAAUCAAAUAAUGGUAUUGGGAAAUUAUAUUUAAGUCAUGAUGUCUUGUCAAUUGUACUCCAAGUGGCUUAUGAAACGAAAAGAUUCAACUAUGAAGAAAUCAAACUGAUUUACGAUAUGAGUGUCAAUGAGAAUGAACCAGUACACCCUUUUUUAUCGGACAGAAUUGGUCAAGUUGCUAUUAUGGAAGGUGAUCAUGCAAGAGGAUUAGAUGCUUUAGAAGAAUUAAUGACAUUGUAUGAACAAAAACCUCAGGAAAAAUCUAUUCUUGGAGGAUUAGCACAACUACAUUUAUCAUUCAUUGGACAAUGUAAAGAUGUUGUUAUAGCCAAAAGAUUUUUUGACAAAGCAGUUGAUAGUGCUGAAUCUUUACCGUAUGUUGUUGUAUUGAAAGCACCAUACAUGGUUUCAUUUUUGGAGAAUUGUAUCAAUGCUGGUGAUUCAAUGGAGGAAGUUAUUAACUUAUGGAGUCGUAUUUCUGCUCAUUAUGGUGAAACUAGUGCUGCUACAAAUUCAUCUAAACUGGCAACAAUCAAUGCUGGAUUGUUUAAAUCUUUCUUCAACAAAUACCCAGAACCAAAUGAAGAAUCAAUUAAACUUUUGAAAUUAAUUUUCACAAAAUCACCCAAAAUUGAUGAAGUAUUUUUAAAUACAUUGAUAUCAAACAUGCAAUGGACAGAAAAGAGUUUGGUACAAGAUGUAAUUGAUGCAUUUGAUAAAUUUCACGUUGAAAAAAGUAUCAUAUCUCACCGUGUCAUCUUGAAACAAGCAGGACAAGUAGACUACUCAGUUGCUGAAAUUUUACAAUUAUGGAACAAUUUGUUAAACAAAUUGGAUUCUGAAAAUUACAAGUAUAUUGCCAAUGCCGAUUGGUCAGCUCUUCGAGCAGCCACGGCCUUUUCUGAGAACUACAAAACUAAGGAAAGAUUGGGCUUGUAUUUAUCCCUUAUUAAAGCUUACAAGAAUUAUAUGCAACACAAUGGAUCUUGUAUCAAUUUCAUUAGAGGUUGGAUUAGAGAUGCUCCAGUUUACAAAGAAGUGUCUAGAAUUACAACUGAACAAGAUCCACAUUUUGAAAAUGAAGUUGCUAUUGAAGUUCCAAAGUUUGAGAACUUGAAAGAAAAUGUUGAUUAUAGAAGUAUAACUAAAAAAGUAACUGAUGCCAAUCCAAGAUUACUUGAUUAG
This is a messenger RNA of Lodderomyces orthopsilosis Co 90-125, 1845 nucleotides long. RefSeq lists its product as uncharacterized. Lineage: Eukaryota; Fungi; Ascomycota; Pichiomycetes; Serinales; Debaryomycetaceae. Bases 1 to 1845 code for a protein of 614 amino acids. The record is from RefSeq and is a predicted model, not a curated record. The transcript has a single exon.